This is a messenger RNA of Porites lobata, 6769 nucleotides long. The record is from the annotation of a GenBank genome assembly. Lineage: Eukaryota; Metazoa; Cnidaria; Anthozoa; Scleractinia; Poritidae.
AUGGCUUCGGCAGACUGGCAGAGCAAAAUACUAAAGACAGAAUACCAAAACUGGUUGGCGGUUGGUCACGCCCUUUCACUGAUGUUGGAUGGUUUGAGACCUUACAUCGAGCGAGAAAUGAAGGCUUUUCAUCAGGUUUUACUGGCGAAUCUCGCUACAGUGCCCCGGUGUACGUGUUCUACACCGACCAAGCACUCUUGCGCAUGGUCUGCACAAUUGGUGAGGUGCCACAGAGGAGGCAAACCAAGUUCACCAAAAUGGUAUCAAAGUGAUUCUUCAGCAUGGACAGACCCUCAUCGUGGAGAAUGGGAAGUGGCCAAGCUUUUCAUGUCUGAUUUAGGCACCAGUAAGACUACUGUGGUGGACGCAAAUACCACUGACUGUACGGGCCUUAUUAACCUCAUGUUUUGGUGUGUUCAUUUUCCCAUCCAACGACACGUUAUUGAAGCUGUCCGGGAGACGCGAAACACCAAAUGGGGCCACGCUCCAAGGCAAGAGCUCACCGACAGUGAAAGAGCAGAUGCUUUAACUGCGAUCCGAGAUCUCCUUCAAGAUCCGGAGCUAAUUGCCGACGGUGAUGCGAAAACCGCCCUAAAUGAAAUAACAUUAAUGGAGGCGAACUUUGAUGCGCAAAGUGUAGAAAGAAAAGUCCUUGCUGACUUUCAAGUUGCGGUUCUUGGUCAAUUGGGAGAUAUUGAAGGUGAAUUGAGAAAUGUUAACAGAUGCUGCAAAGAGCAACAAAAUAACAGCAACAAAAUACAAAAAAAACUUCGCGGCCUAGAAAAUCGACAAAAGAAAGCGAUUGAGCUCUUACAAAGUAAUAAUGACAGGAUAGAAGACGAGGAGAGAAGAAAUAUUUCGUUUACCAGCAAAACGUGGAAAGCUAUAACAUGGACUCUCAAUAAAACUAAAAGAGGUUUUGUUGUUAACCUCUGCAGUUUGAGCACGAGGUCUCUGUUAUUUUGGACAUUUCUUAUUAUUCUGCUCGGCUGUUUUAAAUGUCUGGACCACAACUCUUAUAAUGAUGGUAAGUUUCGCCUUUAAUUACAACGUAACUGUCCCUUUUAUUGAUAGUGAUGCAACGUUGUGUCUAAUUACUUCAAUUUUUAUUAAAGGUGGGGCGGGGGAGGGGGGGGGGCGAAGAUCCGUAUACCCGUGCCAAUGUUUAGUAAUGGGAAUCAGUAUAUUUACUGAUUUGAAAAAACAGAAGAAACAAUGUAGAACUUUCAUCUGCAGAGAGUUUAUGACCAAAUGACUUUCACGUUUUGAUAAAAAAAAGCUUAGUAUUAUUUAAAUGAAAUUAGCGGGUAGGUGAACUUAAAUGGUUUCAUUUGGCUACGGGACACCCGCCAAUUACAAAACAGAACACAACGGCGAUAAAAACACUCGUAAAGCCUAAGAUUUUAUAAUGAACCUCCCUCUAAAAGAGGUUUUGAAAAGUUAGGGUGGUUAAGUUCAGUAAUGGAAAAUUUCACUGCAACCCGUUCAAAUUAUUCAAUUCACACUCAAAUUAAUCUUCGCACAUCCUUGAACUCUUUCGCCAUUUUCUUGUCGUGAGUUCCGCGCUCAUACCAAAUAAAAGAACUGAGCCGCCGUGCCUUCGUCUUAGGUGACGGCAAUGAUUGUUUAUUUGCAAUAUACUGACACUAUGAUUUACCAUUAAAAAAAAAAUAUGUGAAGAUGUACCGGUAACGUUUUGCACAUGCUAUGUACUGUUUACUUGCAUGCAGUACCAUAUUUUUCACCAAAAGUCGCUAAAUAGUAAAAGACAUUUCCCAUCACUUACGAAUGCCUCAUUUUACUAGGUUGCCCAUUGGAAGUUGGAGAUGUCCCAUUUGACACAAAAGAGUUCAAUUUUACAAGGUAUCUGAAUAAAUCUCGGGAGCACUUCACAGGGCGGCGUUGGCUUUAUAGUGAACUAGAGUCUAUUUUGUCGGACUCACAAGGCACCAUCGUGCGUGGGGUUGUGGUGAUCGGUAAGCCAGGGGUUGGAAAAUCUGCCUUAAGCGCACAAUUGAUUUGUUCACGAGCAUCCAGCCCUUACAUUCACAAGAGAAUUAUUGGUUAUCACCUUUGCAAGUACUCAGACAAAGCCACUCAAGAUCCCGGUCUCUUUGUUCGCAACUUAGUCGACUUGAUAGCCAGAAGGAUUCCUGAGUACGGAAUGCUGAUUUAUAACAGUUCGUUCAUUCCGAGAGUUCUUCAAACAAGUUGCUUGCGAGAUCCCUAUGACUGUUUUGAACAAGCUAUUGUCAUUCCAUUGAGACAGGUACAGAACGAACGUCAAUAUCACUUUAUAAUUAUAGAUGCCUUAGACGAAUGCGCCUCUGAUAGCACUUGGACUGCUUCGUUAGUACAAUUUGUGAAGGACACUUACAAUAGACUUCCGAAAUGGGUACGUCUUGUGAUGACGUCACGUAAUGACUCCGCUGUAUUGGGUCAUUUCGACAGUUUUCCCAAGGUGCACCUGUCUUCUUCAGAUGCGAGAAACUUGCAAGACAUCGAAAUUUUUAUAGCUUCAAAGUUAUUUGAAGAUACACCAUUCCUUGAACGAGCAAAAGUUAUUUUAGGCCUCGGUAGCAGUGACGAAGUCACUUAUCUGACAAACAAGCUAUUGACUCAAAGUGAAGGAAACUUUUUAUUUGCAAAAUUAAUGCUUCAGUACGGAAAAGAUGACUGGCACAAUCAGGCUGAUCUGAACAAGCUCCCGAAAACAGUGGGUGAACAAUACAAGAGAUACUUGAGAAGAGCUUAUGGAUCGAGGGAGAAGUUUAAACCUGCACUUGCAAUAUUGGAAAUCCUAGUUGCUACCUUUGAACCCCUGAAGGCAAAUCAUAUGUUUGACGUUUUACGCAUCCAAGAAAAGAUGGACUUCGAGUACGACUUUGUUUAUGCUCUCAAAGGACUUUCGCAUUUUGUUACUUAUGGGGAGGACAAUACCAUUAUUUUUUUUCACCAGACUUUUAGAGAAUGGUUGACGAGUAAGGACAACCUUGGGAGUCCGUAUUAUGUAAGCAGGAGUCGAGGGCACAGACGUUUGGUGGAAUAUUAUAUCAAUGGCCUGAGAAACAAUUCAAAUUCCUCAAUGGACAUUUAUCGCUUAGCACAGCACAUAAGCUUUGGUGAAGAGGCUGACAACUAUCUCGAUGAAUUCAGGAAUAUCAACGCUAGCUACAUUAAUGCAACCAUUGACAAUGACAAACGCACUCUUCUCCAUCUUUCUGCCUCUAAAAAUAACAGAAAGGCUCUUCGGAUACUUAGUGAAGCAUUCGAGGAAAUCGACUGUGAGGACAGCUAUGGAUUUACCCCAGCAUUUGUUGCAGCAAUGAACGGUCGGGCAGAAAACGUCGACUUUCUCUUAAGUAAGGGGGCCAAUAUAGAGCAUCGAACAAAGGCACCUCCACCACCAAGCUACGUCUGGGGUGAUCCAAUUGAAAGAUCUAAGACAUCUUUCUGGAAUUCUACAAUGAUGCAUGCUGCGGCCUCGGGUGGUCAUACUGAUGUUGUACGCUUGUUGCUGAGAAGUAAUGCUUCAUUUAUGGACGUAAAUGGUGUUAACUUGACAACGAUUCAACUGGCGGCACAGAAUGGACACUUGGAAGUUGUUCAGGUGUUGCACAAACACGGAGCACAGUUAGAUCACUUAUCUCUUCAGUAUGCCGCCUUUGAAGGCCACGCAAAUGUAGUCGCGUAUUUAUUAAAGUUUGGCGUAGAAGAUACCUGCAAGCGAUGUGAUGGUUCCUUUUACUGGCUCCAAAACCGAACGCGAUAUCAGGCGGUAAGGCUUGAUUAUUCACGCGAUGCCGUUUUGUCGGACGACAAGUUUAAGAUUUUCUGUCAGAGUGCGUUGCACCUAGCAGUUGCUAAAAAUCAUACCAAAGUUGCACAGCUGAUCCUCUUGCAGGAGUAUAGGACAGUGCAUUGCACCGACUUUACAGGUAGAACUCCUCUCCAUGAAGCUGUUAGGCAAAACCAUGUUGAGAUGGCAGAGUUGCUUAUGAAGGGUGGAGCAAAAAUUUCUCACAAAUGCAGUCGAUUCCAGAAUCUAUCUUUCGUCGAUGACGAAUGUCAAUUGAGUUUCGAAGAAAGAAAAGACUACAGUAAGGAUAUAUGCCAUUGUGGUUCGACUCCCUUUCAUCUGGCUGCAAGGUAUGGCCACCUUGAAGUAGGAAACUUGCUAUUACGCCACGGGGCGAAGUCCGACAGCAUGGACUGCCAAGGGGCUACACCUUUACAUGUAGCUGGAUGUCAUGGACAUUACUCAUUUAUUAGAUGGCUUAUUUCUCAAAGGCCAUCUCUUCAUAUUAACACAAGAGGUAAAAACCAGUCUACAUUACUACACAGUGCUACUAUUUGUAAGAACAAUCAGAGAGUCCAACCCUUGAUUGAGAUGGGAGCUAGCAUUUACGACACUGAUCAGCACGGAAUGACUCCACUUCACUACACUGUGCUAAAUACUUUUGAAAAUGCUGACAGUGUAUUUUUUCAGGCCUCUGAAUGGUUAGACGAGCCUAUUAUCGUUUGGGGGUUAAGGGGUGAUUUUACUUUUGCGCAAGAUUCAAAACCAAUCAGAAGGCAAGUGCCUUUAAAUUUUCAAUGCUUAAAACUGUUAGAGCUAACCGAAUCGACAGAUGCUUCCUUCAUUAACCAAGUUGAUGAAAAUGGUACAACAGCUCUACACCUUGCAGCCAAAAAUGGCGAAGAGUGUUGUGUCGUGGAGCUUUUAAAGAAGGGAGUGCGUAGAGACUUAACAGACAAUAAAGAUAGAACUGCAUUAGAUGUAGCCAUCGAAUUCACACCAGACGAGUUAUUUACUGAAGGCUGUGGAGAGUGUUUAGCCGGAAUUGAAGAAGAUUUCGAUUUUUCUCGGGCAUUGAAUCUGAGGUAUCAUAACUCUGUGGUUAACAUUCUGCUGUCAACGGAGGCCUGUUUUCCACAAAAAUGCGAGGGAACACAGACCUAUCCCUUACACCGUGCAUUUGAGGAAGGGAAACCAUUCAUUGCUGAUAUUAUUCUUUCAAAGGGUGGUCUUCUUAGCUGUAAAGAUAAACAAGGACGGACCCCUCUUUUAAUCUACUUACAGAAUGGAGGCAAGUGGCUUGACGUUGUCUUGAAACGCUUCAAUGUAACUAUAACAAUCGAAUGUAACAAACACUUUAACGUUUCUGAGUUCCAUUUAGUAGCAUUCAGGAAAGCGACAGCGUCAUCAGAAAACCUUCUGGAGCAACACAAGUGUGACUCACAUGAGUGUUACAUAGAAGAUGGCCCCCUCGCAAAAGCUAUUAAGAACCAUCCCUUAGGGUUUCGUGUGAUCGACGAAUGUCGUGACGCGGAGGGAUACACAGCUUUGCAUCGAGCCGCUCAAGGAGGAAACUUGCUAGUGCUUAAAAGGUUUGUUUCGUGGGGAGCCAAUCCGACUCUUCUGACCCCUCAAGGGUACAGUGCUUUACAGCUGGCCAUAGUCUCCAGUAUUAGUCCUUUCAGUUUAUUUAAUGCGAGAAGAAUUGCAGAGAAAGCUGCGGAAAUCUUGCUUGAAGCUCAAUUAAGACGUUUUUCCACUAUUGAUGUUGGAUGCAACAGUGCUUCGAUGAACCUGACAAUAUAUCACUUAUCUGCCUAUGGAGGACUAGUUGGGUUUGUCAAGACACUGUUAAAUAAUAAACACUUUCGUGGUGUUGAUGUGAACUGCUCAAAUGUGCACGGGAUAACGCCUUUAUACCUUGCUAAAUUGUACGUUGGAACAAAAUAUGUAAGCCAAUUUAAAAGGGACCCAUGGCAGGAACUUGCCAAUUUGAUUCAGGAGCAUGGAGGCAGGCUUACCUAUCCAAAUCGAGAGGUAGAACUAAAUGUACUUUACAAACAUUUAUAUGGUGGCCAUCUUAAUCGCUUCUCUUUGGAUCAGUCGGAAUUACCCAAUGAACGUUUCUACAAGAGUGUUGUUACCCAGUGUAGGCGACAAGACAUGGAUUAUUACAGAACCGGAACUGUGACAAACCCUUAUGAAGUACCUCUUCAUGAUAAAAUAAGGUGGUUAACAUCUGUACCUGCCCCACAAAAUAAUUUCUUAGUGGUACCUCGAGAUUUCUCCCAACUGCAGACUGCCUCUGAUACUCUUCAUGCCGUCAGGAAAUUUCUUUUGGAUAUGUCCAGUUUAUAUGAUGAUGUUUUGGCAGGGCUAGAAAGAGCGAGAAGAGAGAGUAAACGAAGACGUAAAGAGGCUAAAUUGUCGAUACCUCUUGCCAUCACAUCUGCAAAAAUAGACUUGCCUUUGAAGAGGACAGUAUUUCAUUCAGAACAAAUUAUACGAGAGACCCGUUUUCUGCACGAAUCAGCAAAUGCAAUUAUGUCUCACAGAAACAAAUACCUCAAACAGAUCUUACGUAAACAUAGCAACGUUCUUGAAGACACCGCUGCUGUUGAUCUUCUUGAAAAGUACGAGGAAAGUAACUUGUGCAUGGAUGAGAUAUUUCAAGCCGAAUUUAUGAUUCAUAAGUUUCGCAAUUAUAUUCUUAAAUCUCAAGUAGACGACGUUUUAAAUUUAAUGCGAAACUCACUCCACAAAGCUGAAUUCAUAUCUCAAAGAAUUCCAGCGGAAUGGAAAAUGACAGAUGAAGAAAAAGGAAGAAUACCAAUGUGGAACGACGCUGUUAAGUUUCUUUACCAGCAGGCAACUCAGAGGGAUUUGACAUUUGAUUACCUUGCGGUCCUCAGUUUAGGAUUGGACAAGGACACUCGCAUUCCACUGAAUGCGGACGCGUUGAUUACCUGA